CUUAGGUCCAACACUACAGAUUAACUUUGCCCUAUCACUCUGCUGCUGACUUGUUACACAGUCGGUGUGGAGCUUAAAUCAAUCAGUCCUGGGGAAGCAGGUAGUACGGUGAGACAUGGCAAGCAAGUCCCUGCUCUUCCUUUUGCUAUCUGCCCUGGUCGCGUAUUAUUUCUAUACUCCUCUCCCAGAUAAUGUGGACGAGAAACUCACAGUCAUGCUGGUACAUGGAACGUUUAGAGCUCUUGGAUACAUGGGAUACAUGGCAGAGCUGUUUGGAAUCAAGCAUUAUAUGGAGGUGAUGAUGCUUUUAACUCAUUUGGAGCACACAGAACCAGUGUCUGAUGAAAAUGUCUCAGUCACAGAUACCUCCUUUAGCAAUGUACCGGUACGGCUAUUUAUCCCUAAAGCAGCAGUCACUGAACAGAGACGAGCAGUCAUUUAUAUUCAUGGAGGAGGGUGGUGCUUAGGAAGUUCUGCCAUGAAGCCAUAUGAUCUUCUGGGAAGAUACACUGCUCUGCAGCUUGAUGCUGUUGUUGUGUCCAUAGAUUACCGAUUAGCGCCUGCAUUCCAUUUCCCAACCCAAUUUGACGAUGUGUACGCUGUGACUAAGUAUUUCCUCGAUAAAGACAUACUUCAGAAAUAUUCUGUGGAUCCCUCCCGAGUGGCCGUAGCAGGGGACAGUGCGGGAGGAAACUUGGCAGCUGCAAUAGCUCAACAGCUGUUAAAUGACCCUGAAGUCAAAGUGAAACUGAAGAUCCAAGCAUUAAUCUAUCCGGUUCUUCAGGACAUCGAUAUGAAUACUCCAUCCUAUCAAGACAAUGGAGACAUGCCUGUGCUUUCCAAGUCUCUGAUGGUCCGUUUCUGGAGUGAGUACAUCACGAUUGACAGAACAUUGGGCGAAGCCAUGUGGCACAACAAGCACAUUCCUGCCGAAGCUGAACACGUGUUGAGAUUUGUGAACUGGAGCACUUUAUUACCGGACAACCUGAAAAAACAGCAUGUGUAUUUGAAAUCUGAAUUUGGAUCAUCAGGUUUUGUGAAUAAGUACCCAGCAAUUCUGGAUGCAAAAGCAAGCCCUUUAUUGGCUGAAGAUGAAAAGUUAAAAGGGUUACCAACAGCAUAUAUAAUUACAUGCAUGUAUGAUGUCUUAAGAGAUGAUGGCUUUAUGUACGCGGCAAGGCUGAGAAAAGCUGGAGUCCAAGUGGAACACGCUCAUUAUGACAAUGCCUUCCAUGGCAUUCUUUUAUUUAAUACUUGGCCCUUUGAAUUGAAAGUAGCACAUGACAUGUACAACAACUACAUACGAUGGCUAAAUGACAACUUAUGAGGUGCCCAUAUUGUAAGCUUGCCUAUAAAAUCUGAGCAGAAGCACCUGGAUGUACAGUAGCAAGGCUGCUUGCUGUAAGGGCAUCCCCACUGUUAGGGGGUAUUGCCCCCACAUACACCGUACAUCCUGACUGCAAUGCAGGGGUAAAGAUAUACGUCAAAGGUCUCCAGUAAUAUGCAGGAAAGUGACUGUUCCAGUUCAGUUUGUGCACCAUUUCUGUGUCUUGAUAAAAUGAAAGGUAGCAACCUCUCCGGCUCACCAUGGAUUGGAAUGCUGGGUAUGGGUCUCACUUUUUUUUUUAGAAGCUAAUCUUUUUUUAAGGAAAAUAUAACCACAUUUUUAUAAACUGUCCAGUGUAUGAUAACACGCAAACAUAUACACAUACACACACAUAUAUUGACAAUAUACAGCUUUUUGACCAUCAUUGCUAACCAUAAUGUGGAUUAUGCUACGUCACAUCAGUUAACAAAUGACAGGGUUAUAACUUUGCACUGGGUCAGUUGUAUCACCAUUUUGCAUAUUUUUAAAGUUUGUGCACAUAAUUAAACAAUUGCAGUGCUUGUUUAA
Xenopus tropicalis (tropical clawed frog) is the source of this 1894-nucleotide messenger RNA. It is a transcript of the gene aadac, whose product is annotated as arylacetamide deacetylase. Lineage: Eukaryota; Metazoa; Chordata; Amphibia; Anura; Pipidae. Gene Ontology annotation, cellular component: membrane. Gene Ontology annotation, molecular function: hydrolase activity; carboxylic ester hydrolase activity. The record is from RefSeq and is marked provisional.